This is a messenger RNA of Cavia porcellus (domestic guinea pig), 3570 nucleotides long. It is a transcript of the gene Dcdc2c, whose product is annotated as doublecortin domain containing 2C. Lineage: Eukaryota; Metazoa; Chordata; Mammalia; Rodentia; Caviidae. Gene Ontology annotation, cellular component: microtubule; microtubule organizing center. The transcript is spliced from 13 exons. The record is from RefSeq and is a predicted model, not a curated record. Gene Ontology annotation, biological process: intracellular signal transduction. Bases 749 to 1876 code for a protein of 375 amino acids.
UGGCCGCCAGGCGCUGGGUAGCUGAUGACGAAGAGUGCGUUCAAAAACACUAAGGGAGGCUGAGGCAGGAGGAUUGCAAGUUGGAGCCCAGCCUGGGCAGUUUUACCGCCGAAUGAAAACCUGCCUCGAAAUAUAAAAGUAAAACUGGGUAUGGGGCUCGGUGCAGUGACUCAGAGCUCCUUCUCCAGUACUGUGGCUGUGAAUGGCAGCAGACCCUUCAGAGCGACAUUUUUUUGUUUUUGAGAUAGGGUCUCACUAUGUAGUCUAGACCGGUUUUGAACUCAGUAUGUGGUCCAGACUGGGUUUGAACUCACAGUGAAGCCCAGGCUGGCCUUGAACUCGUGGAGAUCUUCCUGCCUCAGCCUGCCGAGGGCUUGAAUUACAAGCAUGCGUCACUACGUCUGGCUUUUUAAAAACAAGAAGGUAACUGAUGUUUAUGGUAUCAGAGCCACGCACCUUCCCUGGGUGGACCCCGCAGGUGACAGGCAGUCUGUCACUGAGGCUUUGCUGAAAGCCAGCAGAGCCCUUGGGAAAGCGUCUCUGUCCCCGCACCAGUUCUAGCUCUUUUGGGACCCCUGCUCCUGCUGUCGCCCCGUCCCCCUGUCCCCGCUCUCUGGGCGGCGGCGGGGUCACAAUCGCCCCGCGUCAGCGCGGCCCCGCGCCCCUCCGGCCUCCUGCCAGUCCCGUGCCCCGCGGCUCGGGAUCCACAGCAGCAGCGUCCUGCCUCGGCCUCCCUGGAGCGCAUGGCAUGGCCACGCGCGGGCCCCGCACGCUGGUGGACACCACACCGGCCAAGACCAUCCUGGUGUACCGCAACGGGGACCAGUUCUACGUGGGCCGCAAGUUCGUGCUCUCGCGACGCCGUGUGGCCACGUUUGAGACGCUGCUGGAGCAGCUGACCGAGCAGGUGGCGGUGCCCUUCGGGGUGCGGCGCCUCUACACGCCCACGCGCGGUCACCAGGUGCUCGAACUCGACGCGCUGCAGACCGGGGGCAAGUACGUGGCGGCCGGCCGCGAGCGCUUCAAGAAGCUCGAUUAUAUUCAUAUAGCUCCCAGAAGACCUUCUAAGAUAAAGAAGGUGAAGGAAAUCAAACCUGUGGUGCACUGCGAUAUAAAUGUGCCAUCCAGGUGGCAGACGUGUCAUCGAAUAUACCGUCAUAUAAAUGUUUUUACAAAUGGAAAGUUAUUUAGCCCACCUAUAAAAAUUAUCAUUCCCAAAUUCAGCCUGUCAGAGUGGAGUAGCGUGCUGGCCAUGAUUGGAGAGAAAGUCUUCCCUCUUGGAGGCGUGAGGAAGCUAUUUACCAUGAAUGGACAUCUCUUGGACAAUUCCAAGGAUUUGCAGGACAAUCAUUUUUACGUUGCCGCAGGGCUGGAGACCUUCAAACACUUCCCUUACUGGAGGUCCCCGCGGGUCCCCAGUGAGGUCCGACAGCGGUACGAAUUGGAAAAGUGUCCACCGAGAAAGAAAAAAGCGGAGUCCAAAGAACCACCUAAGGGUGACGACAUUCCACCUGAAACGAAGGAUUCGGUUUAUUAUGCCAAAGAAGGAAAGAAGAAAACAUCGGUAGAAACUUUAAUCCCAAGCGGUGCAGAAGGUGACGUGUACAAAGCCCAGACUCCUACCAAGGAUGCCCAAGGGGCUCUGGACGUCAAGGAGGAUGCAAAUGUGAAGGUGGAGAUGCCUGUGGACCAGGUCCCCGCUGAAAUGGUUAAAGAGGUCGAUGAUGCACAUGACCACACCCUGAAGUUUGAAGGCAUCAAGGAAAAAGAAGAAGAAAGGCAUUAUGAAGAUAUUGAAAGAAAGCAUCUCUCAAGAACCUCAACAAGAAUAAGAAAGUGGUUCCGCUUCCUGAAAAAGAACAAUAUGACAUUCUAGAGGAAAAAAAUACACCUGUGCUCCAAGAAACUCCAGUAGAAAUAGAAGCCCAAAGACAAACACCAGUGGAACCCCAAAGAGACACAUCAGUGGAACCCCAAAGACACACACCAGUGGAACCCCAAACACAAGAACAGUCAUCACCAAGACAAGAAGAACAAAGACCUGAGACCCCAGAAUCUCCUGAACAGUCAUUCUCAGAGCAACCAUCCCAACAACCAAGACCCAAGACACCACAGUCUCCUGAACCAUUGUCCUCUGAAAAAGCAUCCCAGGGAGAAAGACCCAAGCCACCAGAAUCUCCUGAACCACCGUCCUCUGAAGAACCCCAAGAACAGAGAUCCAAGCCACCAGAAUCUCCUGAACCACUGUCCUCUGAAGAAACACCCCAAGGACAGGGAUCCAAGCCAUCAGAAUCUCCUGAACCACUGUCCUCUGAAGAAACACCCCAAGGACAGAGAUCCAAGCCACCAGAAUCUUCUGAACCACUGUCCUCUGAAGAAACACCCCAAGGACAGGGAUCCAAGCCAUCAGAAUCUCCUGAACCACUGUCCUCUGAAGAAACACCCCAAGGACAGGGAUCCAAGCCAUCAGAAUCUCCUGAACCACUGUCCUCUGAAGAAACACCCCAAGGACAGGGAUCCAAGCCACCAGAAUCUCCUGAACCACUGUCCUCUGAAGAAACACCCCAAGGACAGAGAUCCAAAACACCAGAAUCUCCUGAACCACUGUCCUCUGAAAAAGCAUCCUAAGGACAGAGUCCUGAGCUGCAGGAGUCCCCAGAGUCAUUACACUUGGGACCAUGAACUCAGACAUGGCUGACUCAGGGACAAUAAGACAAACACAUGCCUCAAAAACAGAAUGUCAGCUGUGUGGUGAAGAGCAACCUUCUGAAGCUGAAAAUGAUCAUAAGACAAACGAAAAUAAAAUUACACACUUUUUUCCGCAUUAUGCUAAAGAGAUGGCCAGGGAGUGGCAAGCAACACCUCAGCCAAGCAUCUCUCUGUCCACUCAGGGUCAGCUUUCCUGCAACCGUGGGGCUCCCGCCUCACUCACGGCCACUUUAACAGCAGGAAAACCGUGUCUGAGGUGAAACCGACACUUGGUCCUGGUGACUUGUUGAAAGCUAAGAACGUUUACUCACCGAGUCCUUUGCUCCAGUUCCCUUGCCUGGUGAUAUUCUUUUUAGUAAACGUUUAAAAGAAUGAAGUGUGGUUCUGUAUCUGUAAGCAUCACUCACAGUGAUCACUCAGAAAAAGCCGAGGAAUUUGAAAUCACAUCUGUCCAUUUCUCCCUCAUUUUUUUCUUGGAAUGUGUACGGGAAAGUAAGCAUUGUUUCAUUUUUAUGCAGUUUGAAAGUUCUCACUAAAAGAGGAAUCAGAUGUAUGAAUUAAUAUGAGAAAGCAUUUUUAAAAUCUUUUUGAGACAGUUUCACUAUGCAAUUCAGCUGACCUUGAACUCACUUUGUAAUCCAGGCUGACCUUGAACUUGCAGUGAUCCUCUUGCCUCAGCCUCCGAGUGCUGGAAUCACAGGUGUGUGUCACCAUGCCUGAUUAUGAGAGCAUUUUACCUCCUAAAUGAUUGCUGAAGAAAAAAGAAUAAAGAUUCAGUGUUAAAUGUGAAAGAAAAUUAUUAUUUACUUAUGAAAGCAAAAAUAAUACCUGUGUAUCUUUAUUAUAUGUAUUUCCAAGUAU